Molecule: messenger RNA, 2184 nt
Organism: Cariama cristata (Red-legged seriema)
Lineage: Eukaryota; Metazoa; Chordata; Aves; Cariamiformes; Cariamidae
Gene: SLC12A8
Product: solute carrier family 12, member 8
Exons: 13
Coding region: 1-2184 (727 amino acids)
Biological process (GO): potassium ion import across plasma membrane; potassium ion homeostasis; chloride transmembrane transport
Cellular component (GO): membrane
Molecular function (GO): potassium:chloride symporter activity
Source: RefSeq, a predicted model, not a curated record
AUGUUCGGCCUGAAUGGUGCCAGAAGUGAGGGAUAUGUCCAAGAGCUGUUCCAUGAGGAAGCACAGCAGGUAUCUCAAACACAGACCAAGCCCUGGUGGAAGAUCCAGCUGUUUGUGUGGGAGCCAGUGCUUUUUGGAACGUGGGAUGGCGUCUUCACCUCCUGCAUGAUCAACAUUUUUGGAGUGGUUCUUUUCCUGAGGACGGGAUGGCUUGUGGGAAACACUGGCAUUGUAAUGGGCAUGUUUCUGGUGUCCUUUGUCAUCCUGGUUGCCCUGGUGACCGUCUUAUCUGGAAUUGGAGUGUGUGAGAAGUGCAGCAUCGGAAGUGGAGGAGUCUACUCCAUGAUUUCUACUGUCCUUGGAGGUCAAGUAGGGGGGACCAUUGGCCUCCUUUAUAUUUUUGGCCAGUGCGUUGCAGGUGCCAUGUACAUCACUGGCUUUGCGGAGUCCAUUGCGGAUGUCCUGAACCUCAGCAACAUCUGGGCAGUGCGUGGGAUCUCCCUGGCUGUCCUGCUGGGCCUGCUGGGGAUCAACCUGGCUGGGGUGAAGUGGAUCAUCAGGCUCCAGCUCCUGCUGCUCUUCCUACUGGCUGUCUCGACGCUGGACUUUGUCAUCGGGUCCUUUACACACCUUGAUCCAGAGCAUGGCUUCGAAGAGCUUAUGUUCAACAACACACUGCCGGACUACAGCCAAGGGGAGUCCUUCUUCACUGUUUUUGGAGUGUUUUUCCCAGCUGCCACAGGUGUGAUGGCUGGGUUCAAUAUGAGCGGAGAUCUCCAGAAGCCUGCUACCAACAUCCCCCUGGGGUCUCUGGCCGCUAUUGCCACCUCGUGGUUUCUGUACAUGGUCUUUGUUUUUUUGCUGGGAGCCGUUUGUACCCGUCAGUCACUCCGCUAUGACUUCAUGAUAGCAGAGAAGGUGUCCUUGGUGGGUUUCUUGUUUUUGCUGGGGCUGUACAUCUCAUCCCUGGCCUCCUGCAUGGGAGGGCUCUACGGAGCACCCAGGAUCCUGCAAUGCAUCGCCCAGGAGAACGUGAUCCCCAUGCUCGCCUUCCUUGGACGUGGGAAAGGACCCAACAAGACUCCAGUGGCUGCAAUUUGCUUAACAAGUCUCAUCACCAUGGCUUUCGUCUUCAUUGGGCAAGUGAACGUUCUUGCUCCCAUAGUCACCAUCAUCUUCAUGUUGACGUAUAUUGCUGUAGACUAUUCCUAUUUCUCAGUCUCCUUGAGCUACAACGUUCAGCAGAAACCUGACGAGACCCAGAUGAAAAACACUAGACCUGCUCACUCUUCUCAGCCUUUGAUUUUCAACAAGCCCUCCAGCCAUGAAGCAGAUGGAGUAAUUCAAAGCAGAUCGAACGGCACCUUACUGGAAUUCACAAAAGACAUGGACCAGCUUUUUAAACCAUUUCGUAGUGAGCCAGGUGCUUGCAAAAAAGGAAGAGCUGAGAAUUUAACCCAAAAGGUCAAACAAAAGAAGGCAAAGAAGCCUGCCAAGCAGACAUUACAAGACAGCUUUCUCCUAGAUCUCCAUGAUGAUGCUCCCUCAGCUCAGUACGGUGUGGAUGAGACCGCGGAGCCCCACAGCGAGAGCCGGCAGGACCUGGCUGAGCAGAACUGUCGAGAUGACGCGGAUCCGUACUCAUCACCCACUGUGGAUGCCCAGCAGAUACCAGGGCUGCCGGAGCAGGGGGAGCAGCUCUGCAGUGAGGUGCCAGUGCUCCCUGGCCAGAGGGGAGAAGAAUCCUCUAUAAGGCAACAAAAUCCAGAGCUGGGAAUUCAGCAAAUAACAGAAUCCUUCUACUCCAAGUUCUGCAAUCAUUGGGUUUCCUUUGCUGGUGCGAUCGUGUCCCUCAUCAUAAUGUUUGUCAUUCAGUGGAUCUACACCCUUGUCAGCCUGGCUGCAGCGGUUAUUCUGUAUUUCUACAUUGGCCAAGUGAGCCCAGGACUCCCCCUUGGAGCAGCAGCGAAUUUCAGUUUCUUUGGCUGGAUUAAGUCGGUUUUGAUCACCGCGUGCAGGAGAAAGCCAUCUCCCAAGGAGCAGAUCGUGGUGACACCAUCCUUUGCAACAGUUGGCAUGGAGACCACGCAGCUCACCGAGGAGAACGCAGACUUCGCCUCGCGGGACCGCUAUCACCAGUCCUCACUUAUCAGCAGAAAGGCGCUUGGGAGUCAAUUCCAGUAA